AGAAAACGCACCCAGAGGACAGUAGGCACUGCCCAGUCCAGAGCGGACAGGCUCGAGUCCAGCAAGGCACCCACCCACCUGCACCGGUACUCACACACCACACCCGGGUGCCCGGCAGCAUGGCCCAGGCCCUGGGACUGGGCCUGCUUGUGGACGAGGGCGAGGACAAGAGGCCCCACUGGGACAACAGGCUCCAGUACCUGCUGAGCUGCGUAGGCUUUGCUGUGGGGCUGGGAAACAUCUGGAGGUUCCCAUACCUGUGCCAGACCUACGGAGGAGGUGCCUUCCUCAUCCCCUACCUCAUCGCGCUGGUCUUCGAGGGGAUCCCCCUCUUCCACAUCGAGCUUGCCAUUGGCCAGCGCCUGCGGAGGGGAAGCAUCGGGGUGUGGACGGCUAUCUCCCCAUACCUGGGCGGAGUAGGCCUGGGCUGCUUCACCGUGUCCUUCCUGGUCAGCCUGUACUACAACACGGUGCUCGUGUGGGUGCUGUGGUACUUCCUCAACUCCUUCCAGCAGCCACUGCCCUGGGGCACCUGCCCACCCAACCUCAACAGGACCGGGCUGGUGGAGGAGUGCCAGGGCAGUGGCACGGUGAGCUACUUCUGGUACCGGCGGACGCUGAACAUCACUGCUGACAUUGGCGACAGUGGCGCUGUGCAGUGGCGGCUGCUCCUGUGCCAGGCGGCCAGCUGGGCGCUCGUGUACCUGUGUGUGAGCAGAGGCAUUGAGACCACAGGCAAGGCGAUCUACUUCACAGCCCUGUUUCCCUACCUGGUCCUGACCAUCUUCCUCGUCAGAGGCCUGACCCUGCCUGGGGCGACAGAGGGCCUGAUCUACCUGUUCACCCCCAAUGUGCAAAUUCUCCUGAAUCCCCGGGUGUGGCUGGACGCGGCCACACAGAUCUUCUUCUCUCUGUCUCUGGCCUUUGGAGGACACAUAGCUUUCGCAAGCUAUAACCCGCCCAGGAACAACUGCAGGCGUGAUGCUGUGAUCAUUGCCCUGGUCAACAGCGCGACCUCCCUGUAUGCGUCCAUCACAAUCUUUGCGAUCAUGGGCUUCAAGGCGAUCAACGACCACGGGCAGUGCCUAGACAGGAACAUCCUCAGCCUCAUCAACGAGUUCAGCCUCCCAGAGCUGAGCAUCUCCAGGGAUGACUUCCCUGCCGCGCUGCUGCACCUCAACACCACCCACCCGGGGAGGGUGGCCCGUCUGCCCCUGCGAGCCUGCCGCCUUGAGGACUUCCUGGACCAGGGAACCUCGGGCCCUGGCCUGGCCUUCAUCGUCUUCACUGAAGCUGUGCUGCACAUGCCGGGCGCCCCCGUGUGGGCUGUGCUGUUCUUCGGGAUGCUCUUCAGCCUGGGGCUGUCCUCCAUGUUUGGGAACAUGGAGGGAGUCAUCACACCGCUCCUGGACAUGGGGGUCCUGCCCCGCUGGGUCCCCAAGGAGGUCCUGACUGGGCUGGCCUGCCUGGUCUGCUUCCUCUCGGCCACCUGCUUCACGCUGCAGUCUGGAAGCUACUGGCUUGAGGUCUUUGACAACUUUGCGGCCUCCCUGAACCUGGUCACCUUUGCCCUUCUGGAGGUGGUUGGGGUCACGUACGUGUACGGCAUGGAGCGGUUUUGUGCCGAUGUGGAGUGGAUGACUGGGCGGCGACCCAGCCUUUACUGGCGAGUAUCAUGGCGGGUGGUGAGCCCCCUGCUGCUGCUGGGCAUCCUCCUGUCCUACAUAGUCCUACUGGCUCUCAAGUCACCCAGCUACAAGGCCUGGAACCCCCAAUAUGCGCUGUUCCCAUCGCAGGAGGAGAAGCUCUAUCCCCACUGGGUGCAGGCCACCUGCGCACUCCUGUCCUUCCUGCCCCUGCUGUGGGUUCCAGGGUACGCGCUGGCCCAGUGGCUGGCCCGGCACAGGCGGCAGGACACACAGCAGGACACUGGCCUGAAGCUGCAGGAUGGCAGUGGCUGCUGAGGAGUCCCGGGCCAGGGCAGCCAGGGUGGGGCUGGGGGCCGCCCGCCUGUAGUCACUCAGACCUAGCCCCAUUACAUGCUCUGUACCGAAUGAGGCCUCGUGAUUGCUGCUCCCAGCUGUGUCCAAGCACCCUAGGCAGGAGUUAAGAGAUGUCCCGGGAGCUGAGCCUGGACAGUGGCAGUAGUGCUUCAGUCUGGCCCACCAGGUCUCCGGAGCACAGCCAUGUGGCUGUUUGCCACCCCAGGAAUCCAUGCCGGCUAGGGCAACAUUGAAGGGUACCAGCUGGCACACAGCAAGGGCGUCCCUUUGCCUGUAAGCACCCUGGCUCAGGGUAGCCCUCGAGGACAAGCCAUGCUCACAGGAACCUCAGUCAGUAGAAGGUGCCCUACCUUCCCAAGAGGAUGGCAAGUCCAGGAGGUGGAGUGCACUGAAGGGACAUCAGAGAGCCUAGGGACGCCCCUGCAGACCACAUGUUGAUGCCGCCUGAGGCUAUUCCUGAGAAGCACUGAACAUGCUGCUUUCAUUUUCCCAAAGCAGCUGAUUUUUGUCUACGACAGAACUAAGAGGCUGACAGUUGGCGAGUCCCCUGUACCUCAGGGCCCGGGUAGGGGGCACUGCUACCUUCCCCAAGCCAAGCCUCGGCCACAGUCCUGCAAGCCCUGGAAGGCUGUCCUCACCCCUGCUCCGCACUCCCUUUGGCCCUUUGGCACCAUGGAACCAGUCAGGCCCAGGCAGUGCAGCCCCACCUGGUGCCUACAGGAAGCCGGGGCGGGGCAGCGCUGUCCACGGUGCUGGAGACCAGGCAGGCCACAGGCACUUCGUGCAUGGCUAGGGUCAGAUGCCUGGUCCAAGUCCUGCCAGACUCCACGGCAAACAAAGGCACAGCCACAGCCGCCCAGUUGCAGAGUGCAGAACUGAUUCUGGAUGUCCCCACCCCAGUGCACCUCAAGUCUCAGAAGGGCUUUCCUAGGGGUCCCUCCCAGCCACCACUCGCCAUACCCACUGAGAUGGUGACAAGCACGUGAGGGUAAGCACACCGCAUAGAGGAGUCUGGACACAGGGCAGCCCCACAAUGCCACCUCACACCACCCCUGCUUGCCAGUCCGUGGCUACCACCAGAGACACGAGAUAAGCCAAGGGGAAACCUUUGGGCCCCACUGGACCCAGUGCCCACUGCCUGCUUGCACCUUUCUCAAGGAGCCCCUCCCCCUCGAUGUCCUAACAUCCCUCCUGGUCUGCAACCAAAGUGAAACCCCACUCUGGAGCCUGAACAUUAAACCACAGGGCAGGCAGGGUGAGCCUGGGCAGGGGCUGACAGGGCUGUGGUUUGCACCAGAGGGUGCCUGGCAAGUCCAGUGUGCAGAUAUGGGGUGCAGGAACCCUGGGGCCAGUCAAGCCCAAUGCUGGCCCUAAAGUAGCGGGGGCUGCCGGCAGCAGGGUGCAAUCAGCAUGCAGCUUUGGCCAAGGUUGCAUUCCCGACCACACAUUUUUAAAACUUCUAGAAGCUGAGUAGGAUCCCUGGGCCCCGACCUGGCGGGCGCGAGACAUCACGAAGGUGGUGCUGCAGCAGAUGACUCCCUGGGGCCAGUCCCAGGUCUGCAAGGGUUUACUAGAGGGGCAGAUGGGACACAAGACAUACACGUGUGUGAGACUACAAGACUGGCUUAUAACAGUCGGCCAGACAAGGAAGAAAUGUACAGAGGCCUCCAAACGGGAGGCCAAAGAUUCCAGUCCAAGGUCUGGAGCUCACUGCAGGGUCCCGUGAGUCUGUAUCAGGCCGAUGGGUCUGUGACAGAAGCCAAAAAGUCUACGGUGGAAGCCAGGAGAUGAUGUCCAAGUUGCAGUGGAAGACUGGAGCUUGUCCUCCUCCUCUGAGAGGGAAGCAAGCGGGCGUGUCCUUUCUCAUCUCCCCUUUGUACAGUCCAUGGGAACGGCCUUAGUGAGACCCCUCAAGUGAGGAAAUGCUGGGCCUGUAAAUACCUGGAGCUGACACCCUCAAUUUAGCAUCACACCAGAGUUGCACUCCAGCCCAGUAGGCCAAGACAGGCCCCACAGAGCAAGGGGUGAGCUGAGCCCUGUUGGCACACCAGUGCGGAGUUCAGCAGUAGCAAUGGCAAACAGGACAACGCCUGGCUAUCUCAAACCCUGGCACAGAGCUCACCAUGGCAUCAACUGGAAGACUCGUCCAAGGGGCUCCAGCCCGGAAGCCACCAGGACAGCCCCACACCAUGCAGGUGUAACCCAGGCACCAGAAGGGUGGGAUCAGAUCAGUCCUUCAGGGCCCCAGGGCCAUGCUGGGAGGGAGUCCCUGUCCCCAUCUGGUGCUUGCUCCACAGCGGGCCCCAGCCUAGGCUGUCACUGGCUUAUGUCCAUAGCCAAAUCCCUACCCAGUGUCACACUCCAAGGCUACUGUUCCACUGCAGGACCAUAUGGAGAGGCCCCCGCAGGUCAAAAUGUAAAUUCCCAGACCCUACCCCAUCCACAA
Molecule: messenger RNA, 4449 nt
Organism: Cavia porcellus (domestic guinea pig)
Lineage: Eukaryota; Metazoa; Chordata; Mammalia; Rodentia; Caviidae
Gene: Slc6a18
Product: solute carrier family 6 member 18
Exons: 12
Coding region: 120-1964 (614 amino acids)
Biological process (GO): sodium ion transmembrane transport
Cellular component (GO): plasma membrane
Source: RefSeq, a predicted model, not a curated record